CGCACUGCCGCCCAGGGAGGGAGGGGAGGAAGGUUAGGGACGCAGAGAGGGAGAGCGCUAGCAGGAGGAAGACGUGGGGCCAGGGCUCCAGCAGAGGGCUGGGGCCGCGGCUAGGGUAGAAAGGUGGGUCAGGGCUCUCCGAGAGCCAGAGCGCAAACCUGCAGAGGAGGUCGCGUCCGGUGGGCAUCACCCGCAGCGCAGAGCCCGGGACGUCCAGAGCGCGGAGAGCAGUCCCAGCUCCGGCUAGAACGAUCCGUCUGGGUAGCCGGGGACCUAGGCGCCGCCAUCCUCGAGAAAGCAGCUGUCCGGAGAGCAGGCAUCCUAGAUCCGUAAGAAACCAGCCGUCCGAGAAGCCGCCGAUUUCAGGCGCCCGGGAACGUUAGAUUGAACGAGAGGGUAAUAGAGGACCACGGACUCCGAACCGUCUGGAGCUGCCUCUGGUCCACGGGGGAACCUCCGCCUUGACGGAAGGUUUGGGGAACGGCACCGCUGAGGCGGGAGCCCGAAGGGGUAGGGGGGCCGGGCGCAGCCGUCGGGGGAGUCCCGACCCAAGCCCGAGCCCGGCCACCGCCUCCGGGGCCCGCGGGAAGCCCCAGGCCUCCGGCACCAUUGCGCCCAAGAGCGAGGAGGACCUGCUGGCCCUGGCCGCGUCGCGGCUGAGCCGCCGCAAGCGGGUGGCGGGCGCGGCCGUCGGGGUGGCCAUGGUGCUGCUGCUGCUGGUGGCCAUUCCGCUGCUAGUGCACAGCUCCCAGGGGCCGGCGCACUACGAGAUGCUGGGUCGCUGCCGCAUGGUGUGCGACCCGCACGGGCCGCGAGGCCCAGGACCCGACGGCGCGCCCGCCUCCGUGCCCCCCUUCCCUCCCGGCGCCAAGGGAGAGGCGGGCCGGCGCGGGAAGGCAGGUCUGCGAGGGCCCCCGGGACCACCAGGUCCUAGAGGGCCUCCAGGAGAGCCGGGCAGGCCAGGUCCUCCGGGCCCUCCCGGCCCAGGCCCCGGCGGAGUGGCGCCCCCUGCCGGCUACGUGCCUCGAAUUGCCUUCUAUGCUGGCCUACGGAGGCCACACGAGGGUUACGAGGUGCUGCGCUUCGACGACGUGGUGACCAACGUGGGCAACGCCUAUGAGGCGGCCAGUGGCAAGUUCACCUGCCCCAUGCCGGGUGUCUACUUCUUCGCUUACCAUGUGCUUAUGCGCGGCGGUGACGGCACCAGCAUGUGGGCCGACUUGAUGAAGAAUGGACAGGUCCGGGCCAGCGCCAUCGCCCAGGAUGCCGACCAGAACUACGACUACGCCAGCAACAGCGUGAUCCUGCACCUGGAUGUGGGUGACGAAGUCUUCAUCAAGCUGGACGGCGGGAAGGUGCACGGCGGUAACACCAACAAGUACAGCACCUUCUCUGGCUUCAUCAUCUACCCGGACUGA
Cervus elaphus (red deer) is the source of this 1418-nucleotide messenger RNA. It is a transcript of the gene C1QL4, whose product is annotated as complement C1q like 4. The record is from RefSeq and is a predicted model, not a curated record. The coding region runs from base 702 to 1418 and encodes 238 amino acids. The transcript is spliced from 2 exons. NCBI's taxonomy places the organism in Eukaryota, Metazoa, Chordata, Mammalia, Artiodactyla, Cervidae. Gene Ontology annotation, molecular function: protein binding.